Molecule: messenger RNA, 956 nt
Organism: Hypoxylon fragiforme
Lineage: Eukaryota; Fungi; Ascomycota; Sordariomycetes; Xylariales; Hypoxylaceae
Exons: 4
Coding region: 182-790 (202 amino acids)
Biological process (GO): regulation of protein localization; endosome organization
Cellular component (GO): BLOC-1 complex; endosome
Source: RefSeq, a predicted model, not a curated record
AUGCUCUCAUAACAUAACUUCGAUCAGCGAAUAGUGUUGUCGAGACUUAUCCCCCUAGUGACAGCAUGCGUAGAGUCACAUCCACGUCACAUAUCAUCUCAAACCACUGAAACAACAUCUCGUACCUACAUUACCAUUCUAUUUCAUCCCAUCGCCAUCACCACACCCACCCAACCAAACCAUGGCAUCCUACACCCCCCAAUACUACAGCGCCCCCGCCACCGCGGUCCCCAUCCCCACCAAAGCCGAGCAAUACCAGCAGUACUACCAGCACCACCACCACAACCCCAGCAGCAGCGCGUACUCCGCCUCCCCCACCUCCGAGGACGAGCAGCGCGAGCGCGACGCCUCCGUGACCUCGGGCGUGCCGUCCUACGGUGGCAGCAGCAGCCACGCCGCGAGCUACGCGACCAGCUACGCGAGCGGCGACUACUACGAUGGCAGCAGCGGGGGCGCCGCCGCGGGCAUCGAUAUCAACGAGUACAUGCAGACGCGCUUUGAUGAGAGCUUUGACCCGAUGCCGUUGGAUCGGAGUUUGGCGCGGCAGGCGCAGACUUCCGGCACGCUGAACAACAAGCACCGCGAGCUUUUGGAAAUGCAAGCGGCAGCGCAAGCACGUCUAGCAAAGACGCGAGCCCGCUUCCAGCAGGGUUUGAACGACGCGCGAGAAGUACACGCGGAUCUGGAAUGGACGUCUAAGAAAGUCUCAGCGAUGAAGAAGAAGGCCGAGAAAAAGCACACUAAGGAGUACCAGAAGGCGCGCGAGCGUUACCCAUCACCUGACUACUAAAGGGGGUGAAUGCGUUCUAUUCGCCAGCUUUCGAACUUCUACGCAAAAACGGCUGCUAGCGAUUUCUUAGCCGCAAAAUAAAAGUCCAGGGGACGGUAUAAUAAUACGCAAUGCACGCCAUCUCGCAUCUCGACUUGCCAUUAGCGAGCCCCAGAAUGCGGCGAAA